Messenger RNA from Enterobius vermicularis (human pinworm), 429 nucleotides. Lineage: Eukaryota; Metazoa; Nematoda; Chromadorea; Rhabditida; Oxyuridae. The record is from the annotation of a GenBank genome assembly.
CUGUUCGGUAAAAACGUCUUUGAUUGCCAUUCGGAAUCAAUAACUACAUUGCAAAAGGCAGUUCGGGUAUAUAUCGAACCAGUAGACCUGGAAUUGGAAAAUGAUGGGAGUUUACUGAUAACAUCGUUGCAGUCCGCAUUGCCAGGGGCUUCAGGAAUUUAUUUCAAAUUGGACUGUAAAAAGUCUCUCAAAUUUGAUGGGAAAAAGCUGUAUCCGCCAAAUGAUGGCUGGCAGAAUCGGCGGUACUACAUAAAAAAUCAAACACUAAAAAGCAAAAAUGAUACGGAAGAUCUAGAACUUUUAAAAGGUAUAACAUUACUUACGUGUUGCUCUGCUGUGGAGAAUUUCAGUCGUCUUUUUAAUCUCAUCUUGAAGGAUAUAUUCAAACAGAUGUUGUUUUUCUUAAUUUGUGCAGUUGGUACAUUAUAA